AAAAAUGAAAACUCCACAUUUGAAUGAAAAAAAAAGAUAUUUAAAUGCUUAUAAAUAUCUCUCCAUAGUACACUCACACUAUACUAACCGCCCAUUCCUACACCUAUCCUCUUUGGCUCUUUCUCUCUCUUUUCGCCAUCCCCAAAACGAAAACCGCCCACGUUACUUCCAUCGUCAUCACUUCCACAUGGGAGAAGAAACUGCCGGCGGGAUGCUUCCCGCCGACGAAAUCCAGUCCCCAGCCAAACACCCCCACAACCCAACCGCCGGCCGGAGAAAAGGCGGCCUGAAAACCAUGCCUUUCAUCAUAUCAAAUGAAACUCUGGAGAAGGUCGCCAGCGUCGGCCUCCAAGCCAACAUGAUCUUCUACCUCCAGAAGCAGUACCACCUCACAAAUUCCACCGGCGCCAACGUCCUCUUCCUCUGGGGCGCCCUCUCCAAUUUCACCCCGAUCUUCGGCGCCUUCGCCUCCGACUCCUACCUCGGCCGCUUCCGCGUCAUCGCAAUAGGCACCAUCGUCACCGUCUUCGGGAUGAUCGUGCUCUGGUCCACCGCCGUCUUCCCGUCGGCCCGGCCAAACCCAUGUCAGCAAUUGACGCCCGACACGAAACACUGCGACUCGCCGGAGCCGGCCCAGCUGUUCCUGCUCUUCGCCUCGUUCGCCCUGAUGGCGGUCGGGGCGGGCGGGAUCCGACCCUGCUCGCUGGCCUUCGGGGCGGACCAGUUCAGCGACCCGGCCGACCCGAACAACGAGCGGACCCUGCAGACGUUCUUCAGCUGGUACUACGCGUCGGUCGGGGUCUCGGUCAUCGUCUCGGCCCUGGCCAUCGUCGCGAUCCAGGACCGGUUCGGGUGGAUCGUCGGGUUCGGGGUGCCCGUGGUGCUGAUGAUCCUGUCGGCGGUGCUGUUCCUGAUCGGUUCGCCCGUUUACGUCCGGGUGCCCGGGGAUUCGACCCUGUUGACCGGGUUCGGGCGGGUGGUCGCCGGCGCGUGGAGGAACCGGGGGAUGGCGGCGCCGACGAGGGAUUCGGAUCGGUGGAUUCGUCGUCAGGGGUCGAAGCUUGUCCGGCCGACUGAUAAAUUAAGGUAUAUAUAUAAACGUAGGUUUCUUAACAAGGCCUGCAUGAUCCCAAACCCAUCAGAAGCCCAACCCAAAGACCCCAACACCCUCUGCACCGUCCAACAAGUAGAAGAGCUGAAAUCCCUAAUCAAGGUCCUCCCAAUCUGGUCGACCACCAUCAUCAUCGCCGUCACCGUCAGCCAGCACUCCUUCCCGGCCCUCCAGGCCAACUCAAUGGACCGCCGAUUCAUCGGCGAAUUCAAGCUCCCUCCGGCCUCCUACGGCGUAUUCGGCAUCCUCACACUCACCCUCUGGGUCGCCCUCUACGACCGCGUCGUCGUCCCCGUCCUCGCCGGCCGCCCCUUCAACCGCCCGACGGGGAUCUCCAACAAGUACCGGAUGGGGAUCGGCCUCCUCAUCUCCUGCCUCGCCACCGCCGUCGCCGGCGCAGUCGAGCACCGCCGCCGGAAUUUGGCAUUCCGGCAAGGCAUCGCCGACGACCCUGCCGCCAUCGUCGGAAUGUCGGCGAACUGGCUGAUCCUGCAGUACUGUUUAACCGGGCUCGGCGAGGCGUUCAACAUCAUCGGGCAGAUCGAGUUCUACUACUCGCAGUUCCCCGAGAACAUGAGGAGCAUCGCGAUGGCGCUGGUGUCGCUGGGGCUCGGCGUCGGGAAUUUGGCCGGGAGUUUGAUUGUGUCGGUGGUGAAUGAGGCGACGAAAAGGGGCGGCGGAGGGAGGGUGAGUUGGGUUGGGAAUAAUUUGAAUCGCGGGCAUUAUGAUUAUUACUACUGGUUGCUGAGUGUGUUGAGCGUGGGGAAUUUUUUCUACUACUUGCUCUGUAGUUGGGCGUAUGGGAGUGAUGAUCGGAAGCUUUGGGAUGAGGCGGAGGUCGCCGGCGGCGACGGCGGUGGUGGGGAAGGAAGGGAGAUGGAGACGGUUGUAUAAAACAAUUAGUUUGUUUGGUUCGGGAGAUUAUUUUUUUUUAAGUGGUGUACUUACGAGCUAGAAGUUUGCUAUUAUGCAAAUUAAAUGACUCUGCACAGAUUGAUAAUGUGGACGGUUGUAUUAUAAAUACUUGUAUGAGAGAUUGUACCGAACAAGUUCGUAUAAUGGAUUUAACACGAGCGGAAUUAUUGUUUAGCCAACAACAUAUUUAUAAGAUACACGUAUGUAUAUAUAUAUAUAUAUCAUUAAAGAGCAAGUAAAGAAAGAUAAUAUAUUUGAUCGUUAAUAUACCCGUAUUGAGUUAUUAAUUAAAACCGAAUGAUGUAUUGGAUACAUACAAUUUGACGCGUUAUACUUAGAGUCUAGAGAUAACAAUUUUAUAUCCAAUUAAACAUUCAAUUAAUUAACAUUCCAUUAGAUUGUGGAUUCGAGAUUAGAUACAUGGAUAUAUGAAAAAUUACAGUUUAUUACUUCUAUUUUUAUAUUUUACAUUUUAUUAUCUAAAUUUUAAUUUGUUAAAGUAAAAUAUUAUUGGAAAAUUU
Messenger RNA from Linum tenue, 2547 nucleotides. The record is from the annotation of a GenBank genome assembly. NCBI's taxonomy places the organism in Eukaryota, Viridiplantae, Streptophyta, Magnoliopsida, Malpighiales, Linaceae.